AGAACUGCGUCGCACUGUGACAACGGUCGCCACUAGUGUAGGUUCUCCACGAUUUUCCUAAUAUAUUUUGCGGCUGGUGUGUAAGAGGCUUUUUACGGUGACGAUUGGUGCUUUGCGAGAUUACUGACGCUUUUCAGAUACGUGCUCGUCUCCUUUUAAAUAUGGAAAAUGAAGAAAUUCACCCGGUCGACGUGUCUCCAGGACAUCUCGACCUGUCUGAAGGUGACGAGGCUAACUUGACUGUGGCUGAUGCUGACUACUCGGCGGGGCCCCUUAGCGAGUCUAGACACUACGUCACUGAAGCCAGCUCGGGACCCAAAGAAAAUAUCAUCCAGGGCGUCUCCCACAACAAAUUCAACUUCUUGAGCUGGUUGCCCUACCUGAACUCCACUAAUGGGACUGACGCAGACUCUGACAUCCUUGAAGAUGAACCAGAGGAUCCUGAGAAAGCCAAAAUAAGGCGCUGGCUAAUAGUCUGCGUUGCUCUUAUCGUGGCUAUUAUGGUGGCUGCGUACGUUUUCAAACUUUUAAAGAGCGCAUGGAGAACUUGGCCCCGAAGUCCCCUUCGACGACGCCUAGGAGCUUUGUUCCCGAACUGGUUCCCAGAGAUCUCUGAUGACCCUUUGCUGGAACCACAAGAAAAGGCGAAUAUUGCCCACGCAAGCACUGGAUCCAAUAACGACGAGAACGCAGGAACUUCAGAGGUUAAAAAAGGGGCGUCCCUGACAGAUGAGGUUUCGCAAGAGGCUACCCAGAUAAAAGCAGAGGGAGAUUCGCAGAAAGAUGACCAGACAGAAGCUAGUGAAGCGGAGAAAGUGGCAGCCGUUGACAAUGAAGAGCACGUUCCUCUGGAAGAAGGAAAGAAAGAUGUAGAGAGGGAUGCCCAUUCUCCUGCCAAGAAAGAUGCCGAGGUAGGAGCCACGGAUGAUGCCCAGCAGCUUACCAAGGAAGAAGCCGCAGAUAAUGCCCAGGCGGAAGCUCAUCAUCCUGCCAAGAAAGAUACCCAGGCGGAGGCUACAGAUGCCCAGCAGGUUACAAAGGUAGAAGCCACGGAUGAUACCCAUCAGGUUGCCCAGGCAGAUGCCCAGCAGCUUACCAAGGGAGAAGCCGCAGAUAAUACCCAGGCGGAAGCCCUUUCUCCUGCCAAGAAAGAUACCCAGGCAGAAACUACAGAUGCCCAACAGCUUAUCCAGGCGGAAGCUGCAGAUAUCCAGGCGGAUGCCCAACAGGUUGCCACAGAUGAUGCCCAGCAGGUUGUACAGGCGGAAACCUCUUAAAUUUUCCUAAUUAUUGGCAAAAAUUAUUAAGGGGGAAUCUAUUGACUCCUAAUACUGAACAAAUGCAGUUAAUCAUUCAAACCUUGCUCCUUGAUGUAGAUCCGCAUAUCCUAGAAUGCCUCUAUGCAAUAGGCGAAGUAACAUUACCUGUAAAGCCUUCUUUGUAAAUUCUACCAGAGAAAUAGAGCAGAUGUAAUAAAAGUGAUAACAGCG
Procambarus clarkii (red swamp crayfish) is the source of this 1490-nucleotide messenger RNA. RefSeq lists its product as uncharacterized. Lineage: Eukaryota; Metazoa; Arthropoda; Malacostraca; Decapoda; Cambaridae. The record is from RefSeq and is a predicted model, not a curated record.